UCGAUUCCUCAGCAUCAUCUGCCUCAGCGCUCUCAGCCGCCUCCCUCCUCACGGAGUGAAGGUGACAGAAACACUGGAAAGCUCUGGCUGGUCAGACCCACAGACCGCCUCACGGACACUGUGGAUUCGUUUUUAAGGCGUUUAUCGGCCUGUAUUGGUGCUGCUAGACCAGUAGGGUGUGUAAGUUGCUCACUCUGUGCUGAGGUGAUCCGCCAUGACUCUGCAGUCUGCAGUAACCACUGGCAUCUUUGUAGUGUUUUCAUCAUGUAUGAUUGGACUGACUGCUGCAUCAUCAAGCUACCAGAAACCCAGCUUCCUAGAUAUUAACUCCUGGUGGUGGAACACUCCUAGAGGCCCUCAGAUAUUCUCCUGCCUCACUUACAUGGAGAAGAAUGUGCGGGUGGACUGCGAAUUCCCUGUGACCGACAAGAUCCCCGGGCCAUUCUGCGAGUUCAAACAGGAUGGACGCCUCAUGGGCACCACCUAUCCCAACAAUCCAGUCCACCUCAUCCCGCCCAUAGAGACCCGCCGGAGGGCUAAUGUCACGCUGGUGCCUCCAAACAUCUGCCGCCUUACCUGGAUGCCUAUGUCAGAGGACCGGGCGUACACCUACACCUGCAGAGUGUAUCAGGGGAGCACCUGGAAGGAGAAUAGUAUGGCCUUCAACCAGAGAAAUUUGCUGGUGUGCUCUGCUUUGAGUGUAGUAGCUCAUGUAGCACUGCUGAUCUUCAUGGUUAUGGUGUCGCUUCCCGUCUCUCUGGGGCUUCUGUCAGCAUGAACCACAGUGGCGGUCCGUGUUUGGCAGACUGUCCCUCCAGCAUCGCCAUUUCUUAUGUUUGUUCACAUGAUCCCUUUUGCAAACUCAUCACAUGAUGAUAAUGAUGUUCACGUUCAAAAUAAUUGGCUGUUUCGAAGGUACAGUUUUAAAAUGUUUCCAGUGUGACACAAAACUGUUAUUUUAGGCAGUCAAUUACAUGCUUUGAAGGUUGUUUUGAUCUGUAGGUCUCUUUACACACCCAGGUACAAGCGUUCACCAGUUGUGCACAACACUAGCAUAUGCGCGUAACAUCUACUAAGACGAAGCACAUUGUCGUAUAAAUAGCUGCUGCCCUCCCUUUAGAUAUAGAAUAUUUUUUAACCUAAUUUCUGUCUGCCACAUCUGCAGCAAAUGGUCAAUUAGACUGGACAACAAAUUUGACACAUUUUACCGGUACUUCAAAAACAGCAACAGGAAACACACUUAUAAACAGUCUCAGCAAUCUGGUCAGGGUUGCCAGAUUGGGCUGUAUCCCUGUGAAUAACAUUUUGUUUUACUAGCUGUGAGAAUAAUU
Colossoma macropomum (tambaqui) is the source of this 1331-nucleotide messenger RNA. RefSeq lists its product as uncharacterized. Lineage: Eukaryota; Metazoa; Chordata; Actinopteri; Characiformes; Serrasalmidae. The record is from RefSeq and is a predicted model, not a curated record. The transcript has 4 exons. The coding region runs from base 215 to 778 and encodes 187 amino acids.